Micropterus dolomieu (smallmouth bass) is the source of this 1645-nucleotide messenger RNA. RefSeq names its product adenylate cyclase type 3-like. Gene Ontology annotation, biological process: adenylate cyclase-activating G protein-coupled receptor signaling pathway; cAMP biosynthetic process; intracellular signal transduction. Gene Ontology annotation, molecular function: adenylate cyclase activity. NCBI's taxonomy places the organism in Eukaryota, Metazoa, Chordata, Actinopteri, Centrarchiformes, Centrarchidae. The transcript is spliced from 11 exons. The record is from RefSeq and is a predicted model, not a curated record. Bases 46 to 1509 code for a protein of 487 amino acids.
CUGGCCAACAUUGUAAUCUAUGUUUGUGCCAUCACCGUGGGCAUCAUGUCGUACUACAUGGCUGACCGGAAACAUCGGAAGGCCUUUCUGGAGGCAAGACAGUCACUGGAGGUCAAACUCAAUCUGGAGGAGCAGAGCCAGCAACAGGAACGUCUGCUGCUCUCCAUCCUUCCAAAGCACAUAGCUGAUGAGAUGCUUCAAGACAUGAAGAAGGAGCCUAGCCAGAAAGAGAUGCAGCAGUUCAACACCAUGUACAUGUACCGACACGAAAACGUCAGUAUUUUGUUUGCAGACAUCGUGGGCUUCACCCAGCUGUCGUCGUCCUGCAGCGCUCAGGAGCUGGUCAAACUGCUCAACGAGCUUUUUGCUCGCUUUGACAAACUGGCUGCAAAAUAUCAUCAGCUGAGGAUCAAGAUUCUGGGAGACUGCUACUACUGUAUCUGUGGGCUGCCAGACUACAGGGAGGAUCACGCUGCCUGCUCCAUCAUGAUGGGCCUGGCCAUGGUGGAGGCCAUCUCGUAUGUCCGAGAGAAGACCCAGACGGAUGUCGACAUGCGGGUCGGAGUGCACAGUGGUACAGUCCUGGGCGGAGUGCUGGGGCAGAAACGCUGGCAGUACGACGUCUGGUCCACAGACGUCACUGUGGCCAAUAAAAUGGAGGCUGGAGGGAUACCAGGUCGUGUCCACAUCUCGCAGAGCACCAUGGAGUGUCUACAUGGUGAGUUUGAUGUGGAGCCAGGGAACGGAGGUGACCGCUGUGACUACCUGAGGGAGCGGGGCAUCGAGACCUACCUGGUAGUUGUUCCUAAAGGACCUGUGGGAAAGAAUGGCAUCAACGGUGUAAAGCUGUCUGUAACCUCUUCCAAUGGAAACUCCCCGCUGUUGAUUAACACCACAGAGUGUAACGGCAGUGUUAACACAGCCUGCACCACACCCGAGGAACCGGAAGAACUGGACACAAGGGUGGUGAAUCCAUCUUUCCCUAACCCUCGGAGAAGGCUGCGGCUGCGGGACCUUGCUGAAAGGGUGAUUGAUGCUCAGGAGAAUGAACAGGAGCUCAACAAACUGCUCAAUGAGGCUCUGCUGGAGAGAGAGACAGUCCAAGCUCUGAAGGGGAAACACACAAACAGGCUCUCCCUGAGGUUUGUGGAUCCAGACCUGGAGACUCGUUACUCGGUGGAGAAGGAGAAACAGAGCGGAGCUGCCUUCUGCUGCUCCUGUGUGGUCCUGCUCUUCACUGCAGCGAUGGAAGCACUCAUAGACCCCUGGCUGAUUGCAAACUACAUCACCUUUGCAGUGGGCGAGGUACUGCUGCUUAUCCUGACAAUCUGUUCUCUGGCCGCCAUCUUCCCUAGAGCGGAGCCAAGGCCAGGGUUGUCAGGAGAUGUGGCUCACCAUUUCAGCCUGGCUUAUAAGUAUUUAAGGUGGCUGCCAACUCUGCCCACGUUCUCUUUUGUUUCCCACAGCACCAUGCACCACACCUGGGACACUCCAGCUUUUCAUUUUUAGACUUAUUAUGUAGCUUUUACUUUUGCAUUCACUACAUUUUACACCCACCAUAAACUCAUGACACUCCUGAUAAUACUGAUUUCCAUGUUUGCCUUGAAGUUUAUGUUUAGUUGAUACAAUAAAACCAUUAAGCUUA